AUGCAAAUACUUCACGCGAUACCAUCCGGGUCGCGCGUGUGCCACGCAGCGCGCUUGACGAAGCGAGAUUCGACGAAUACUCGAGCGUUAUCCACCAGCUCGCCAUCCGUCCCGAUCGCUCCCGACGCCGUUCAACGCGUCGCUAGCGUCCCGUACAAGGACGGUUCGGUCGACAAGACGGUGCUGAUCAAUGACGCGGCGCGAGAGGCGAUUCGGGCGCACAAAGCGGAGCGAUUCGUCUCCAUCAUCGAUCCAGAGAGUGAAAAGCUCGGCGAGCUCCUCCGAGUCGUCGACGCGGGAUGGAACGCGAUCGGGGUCAAGGCGAAGAACGCUGGGCAUCAUACUCUGUGGCCCGAAGCGUUCGAGGCGGGGAAGGCGCUGCUCGAGGAAGCGUUUCCGGACGAGUGCGAUCCGAAGAACGGCGGCGAGGUGCUGAGCGGCGUCGCGUUCGUCAACGAGCGGGACAAGUACGACAGGGCGAUCGAUUUCAUGCAGCGACGAACGAAGGAGGAUUUCAUCAUGAGUAAAUAUAACCCUCUCGGCAGGUUACACCGAGAUCCGGACGCGAUCGAUUACAAGAGCCCGGGUUGGAUGGAGGCGGGGAUGGAGCGGAGCGAUGAGUACAGUUAUCGGUACUAUAACAUUUGGCUCUUGCGGUCGCCGAGGGAUCCCACGGGGCAGGCGUGGGAUAAGCCCCUGGUGGUGUUGCUCCCCAGAGACGGUGGUGCUCGAGAGUGGACGUACGACGUGCGAAGACCGGAGGAUAACGUCGAGGACGACGCGAAAAAGACGGCGGGGAGCCAGUUCAAGGCGACGAUGGAGAAGAUUCGAGCCAACCCGAUGAGCGCGGCGCCGAUGGUGAUGCAGGCGUUCAGCACGAAGAAGAAGGAGGAUAAAUUCGAGGUCCAGGACCCGAACUACAUGUCCAGAGGCUCUCCAGAGCUCGAGGCGAGCGACGAGCACGUGUGGAUCACCGCGCCGUACAUGAUAUUCGACUCUUUCGACAUGUGGCACGGCGCCGGGACGUGGGCGCCCGAGGACAAGCGCGACCUACGCAACGGCGCCCCCGACCCCAUCGCCGCCCGCAAAGACGCCAUCAAAGGGCGAGUGAGCAUCGAGCUCCGCUUCCGCGCUCGAUGCAAACCGAGAGAACGUCCCGGGACGCCGUUCAGUCCGCUGAGUUCGGCGUAUCGCGGCGGCGUCUUCACCCCAGCCACCGUCCGCCCAUCCGACGGCGCGUACGACCUCGAGCGCGGUCACGUCGUUCAAAACUAA
Molecule: messenger RNA, 1275 nt
Organism: Ostreococcus tauri
Lineage: Eukaryota; Viridiplantae; Chlorophyta; Mamiellophyceae; Mamiellales; Bathycoccaceae
Exons: 1
Coding region: 1-1275 (424 amino acids)
Source: RefSeq, a predicted model, not a curated record